This is a messenger RNA of Gadus macrocephalus (Pacific cod), 6857 nucleotides long. RefSeq names its product ATPase phospholipid transporting 8B5b (gene atp8b5b). Gene Ontology annotation, cellular component: plasma membrane. The transcript has 28 exons. Lineage: Eukaryota; Metazoa; Chordata; Actinopteri; Gadiformes; Gadidae. The coding region runs from base 408 to 4019 and encodes 1203 amino acids. Gene Ontology annotation, biological process: phospholipid translocation; Golgi organization. Gene Ontology annotation, molecular function: ATP hydrolysis activity; ATP binding; ATPase-coupled intramembrane lipid carrier activity. The record is from RefSeq and is a predicted model, not a curated record.
UGUCUUUCUCAUUCAGUCUCUCACUCUCUAUAUAUACUCCCCCCUCCCCUUUCGUUCUCUCUCUCUCUCUGUAACCCACCUGUGGAUCCCCUACCUGGGCGAGGGGGCGGGGUCAGUGUGUGAGCACCUGUUGUUGUAAAGAGAGAGAGAGAAAGACGUGCCUUCGCGCUCCUCGAUCGCCCCUUAUCCAAGAGGGAGGGAGGGAGCGGUUGUGCUUUACUUCCGUCGGUUCCUGCUUUUAUGACGUUUGUGUGUGUGUGUGUUGGUGAGUGCGUCCGACUGGUGUGUUUGUAAUUCCCCUUCCCUUGUGUCCUAAGCCUCCGUCCCAACGCUCCUCCACGGCUCCUGAAGGACUCCGGGAAACCAGAAUUCCUCCCCAGGUGUAGCAUGACAUCACUGAUCUGACCAUGGGUUCGUUGUUGACAUACUUUGAGUCCCUGUGUGGGAAAAAAAGGGAAAAAGAGGAAGAGCGGUACAUCCAUGCCAACAACCGACCUCUGAACCUCCCCUAUCAGUACGCUGACAAUGCCAUCAGGACCUCUAAGUACAAUGUCUUCAGCUUCCUACCGCUCAACCUCUUCGAACAGUUCCAGAGGCUGGCCAACGCCUACUUCCUGGUCUUGUUGAUACUGCAGUUAAUCCCUGAGAUCUCGUCCCUCUCCUGGUUCACCACGGUGGUUCCUCUCCUUCUGGUUCUCACCAUGACUGCCGUCAAAGACGCCAGCGAUGACAUCAACCGGCACAGAAGCGACAAGCAGGUGAACAACCGUUGUGUGGACGUCCUCAUCGAUGGAGAACUACGGAGUGAGAAGUGGAUGAAUGUUCAGGUUGGAGACGUCAUCAAACUGGAGAACAACCAGUUUGUUACGGCUGAUCUGCUGCUGUUGACCUCCAGCGAGCCUCUGAACCUGGUCUACAUAGAAACGGCUGAGCUGGAUGGGGAGACCAACCUGAAGGUGAAACAGGCCCUUACGGUGACAGGAGAUAUCGGCGACAGCAUCCCCGGGCUUGGAAGCUUCAAAGGGGAGGUGCGCUGUGAGCCCCCCAACAACCGCCUGGACAAGUUCAAGGGCACGCUGACUGUGAACGAGCAGACGUACGCGCUGGACAACGACAAGGUGCUGCUGAGAGGCUGCACACUCAGGAACACCGAAUGGUGCUUCGGCCUCGUCGUCUUCGGAGGUCCGGAUACCAAGCUGAUGCAGAACUCUGGGAAGACGGUGUUCAAACGGACCAGCAUCGACGGCCUCAUGAACGUGCUGGUUCUGUGUAUCUUUGGCUUUCUGGCCGUGAUGUGCAGCAUCCUGGCGGUGGGUAACGCUAUCUGGGAGGUGAGAGAGGGCUCUGUGUUCACCGCCUUCCUCCCGCGCCCGAAAGGCGUCAACGCCGGAUUCUCCGCCUUCCUGACCUUCUGGUCCUACGUCAUCAUCCUGAACACCGUGGUGCCCAUCUCGCUCUACGUCAGUGUGGAGAUCAUCCGUCUGGGCAACAGCUUCUACAUCGACUGGGACAGGAAGAUGUACUACCCCAAGAGCGACACCCCGGCACAGGCCCGGACCACCACACUGAACGAGGAGCUGGGCCAGAUCAAGUACAUCUUCAGUGACAAGACCGGGACCCUCACCCAGAACAUCAUGACCUUCAACAAGUGCUCUAUCAACGGGAAGUCCUACGGGGAAGUGGUUGACUUUACGGGACAACGAGUUGAAAUUACGGACAAAACCCAGACGGUGGACUUCACCUGGAACGAGCUGGCCGACCCCAAGUUUGUGUUCCACGACCCCAGCCUGGUGGAGCUGGUGAGGGAGGGGGACCUCGCCGGCCAGCACUUCUUCCGCCUGCUGGCGCUCUGCCACACCGUCAUGCCCGAGGAGAAGACCGAGGGGGAGCUGUACUACCAGGCCCAGUCCCCAGACGAGGGCGCCCUGGUCACGGCCGCCAGGAACUUCGGCUUCGUGUUCCGAUCCCGAACCCCCGAGUCCAUCCGCAUCAUGGAGAUGGGCCAGGAGGUGACCUACGACCUCCUGGCCGUGCUGGACUUCAACAACGUCCGCAAGAGGAUGUCCGUGAUAGUGCGUAGCCCCAAGGGGAAGCUCAUCCUGUUCUGUAAGGGGGCUGACACCAUCGUGUACGAGAGGCUCCACCCUUCGUGUUUGAAGCUGAAGGACACCACCACCAGCCAUCUCAAUGAGUAUGCGGGGGACGGCCUCCGCACACUGGCCCUGGCCUACAAGGACCUGGACGACGACUACAUGGAGGACUGGAGGCGGCGCCACCAUGAGGCCAACAUCGCCAUGGAUGGCAAGGAGGAGCGGCUGGACGAGCUGUACGAGGAGAUAGAGAAAGACCUCAUGCUACUUGGAGCGACCGCGGUGGAGGACAAGCUCCAAGAUGGCGUCCCACAGACCAUCGAGCAGCUGGCUAAAGCCGACAUCAAGAUAUGGGUGCUGACAGGGGACAAACAAGAGACGGCGGAAAACAUCGGCUACGCCUGCAACAUGCUGCGGGAGGACAUGACGGAGGUGUUCAUCGUCGCGGCCAACACGGCGGAGGGUGUGCGAGAAGAGCUGGAGAAGGCCCGGAGGACGAUGUGCCCAGACGCUCCUGAUAAGCCCGUGGUGGUUGAGUCCCGGGCCGGCCUGUUCUGGCGCCAGAAGACCAGGAAGGUGGAGGAUGAGGCUGUGAACGGAGAGUACGCGCUGGUCAUCAACGGACACAGCCUGGCGUACGCCCUGGAGAAGGACCUGGAGCUGGAGCUGCUGCGGACGGCGUGCAUGUGCCAGACGGUGAUCUGCUGCCGGGUCACGCCGCUGCAGAAGGCCCAGGUGGUGGAGCUGGUGAAGCACUACAAGCAGGCCGUCACGCUGGCCAUCGGCGACGGAGCCAACGACGUCAGCAUGAUCAAGGCGGCCCACAUCGGGGUGGGGAUCUCCGGCCAGGAGGGCAUGCAGGCCGUGCUGUCCAGCGACUACUCCUUCGCCCAGUUCCGCUACCUGCAGCGCCUCCUGCUGGUGCACGGCCGCUGGUCCUACUUGCGCAUGUGCAAGUUCCUCCGCUACUUCUUCUACAAGAACUUCACCUUCACCUUCGUCCACUUCUGGUACGCCUUCUUCUGCGGCUUCUCGGCACAGACUGUGUACGACGAGUGGUUCAUCACUCUGUACAACCUGGUCUACACGGCUCUGCCAGUCCUCGGAAUGAGCCUCUUCGACCAGGACGUGAACGACCGCUGGAGCUCCCAGCACCCCCAGCUCUUCUCCCCGGGGCAGCUGAACCUCUACUUCAGCAAGAAGGCCUUCGUACGCUGCAUGAUGCACAGCUGCUACAGCUCCCUCAUCCUCUUCUUCAUCCCCUGGGCCGCCAUGUACGACACGGUGCGCGACGACGGCAAGGACAUCGUGGACUACCAGUCCUUCGCCCUGCUGGCGCAGACAUGCCUGCUCAUCGCCGUCACUAUACAGCUGUGUCUGGACACCCACUAUUGGACAGCGGUGAAUCAGUUCUUUGUGUGGGGCAGUCUGUCUGCCUACUUUGCCAUCACCUUCACCAUGUACAGCAACGGCAUGUUUCUCAUCUUCACCUCCACCUUUCCCUUCAUUGGCACGGCGAGGAACUCCCUGAACCAGCCCAACGUGUGGCUGACCAUCCUGCUCACCUCCAUCCUCUGUGCUCUGCCCGUGGUCGCAUACCGCUUCACACUCAUCCAGCUGUGGCCCACCAUCAACGACAAGGUGAGACACAAGGUGCGUAAGGAGGCGCUGCCGGCUCCUGCUCCUCGCCGGCCCCCGGCCCGACGUAUCAGCACCCGGCGCUCCGGCUACGCCUUCUCCCACGCCCAGGGCUACGGCGAGCUGGUCACCUCCGGCCGCUUCCUCCUGAGGCGCCCGCAGAAGAUCCGCACGGCCCUCCUCUUCCCCCAGUCCGACUCCCCCCUCUCCCAGGGCCAGCCCCAGCUGUACCGCCCCAUCACAGCCCUCAACAGGGUCCCGGAGGAGGAGCAGCCCGCCCAGCACUCCUAGGGGACAGAGGAGGAGGUGGCACAGUGCUCCUAGGGGACAGAGGAGGAGGUGGCACAGUGCUCCUAGGGGACAGAGGAGGAGGUGGCACAGUGCUCCUAGGGGACAGAGGAGGAGGUGGCACAGUGCUCCUAGGGCAUAGAGGAGGAGGUGGCACAGUGCUCCUAGGGGACAGAGGAGGAGGUGGCACAGUGCUCCUAGGGGACAGAGGAGGAGGUGGCACAGUGCUCCUAGGGGACAGAGGAGGAGGUGGCACAGUGCUCCUAGGGGACAGAGGAGGAGGUGGCACAGUGCUCCUAGGGCAUAGAGGAGGAGGUGGCACAGUGCUCCUAGGGGACAGAGGAGGAGGUGGCACAGUGCUCCUAGGGGACAGAGGAGGAGGUGGCACAGUGCUCCUAGAGGACAGAGGAGGAGGUGGCACAGUGCUCCUAGGGGACAGAGGAGGAGGUGGCACAGUGCUCCUAGGGGACAGAGGAGGAGGUGGCACAGUGCUCCUAGGGGACAGAGGAGGAGGUGGCACAGUGCUCCUAGGGGACAGAGGAGGAGGUGGCACAGUGCUCCUAGGGGACAGAGGAGGAGGUGGCACAGUGCUCCUAGAGGACAGAGGAGGAGGUGGCACAGUGCUCCUAGGGGACAGAGUAGGAGGUGGCACAGUGCUCCUAGGGGACAGAGGAGGAGGUGGCACAGUGCUCCUAGGGGACAGAGGAGGAGGUGGAACAGUGCUCCUAGAGGACAGAGGAGGAGGUGGCACAGUGCUCCUAGAGGACAGAGGAGGAGGUGGCACAGUGCUCCUAGGGGACAGAGGAAGAGGAGGAGGAGAAGUAAGGAGGAAGCAGUCUGCUCCUAAAGUAUGGAUGAGAAGUAGGUGAAUCUGGAGGUGGAGGUGGAUGAGGAAAUGGACUAGAAAUCUUCCCUUAUGGGGUCAGGGUUGUCUUUGCGGUUAAUGUGUUUGUAAACUACGUCAUUUCAAUGGAAAAGGGGUAUAGAAGACACAUUCACAAAGGGUAGGAUAGUGUAUUAGUUAGGACGUUUGACUCCCAGCUGAAAAGGUUCUGGGUUCAAACCCCAAUGUCUGCUGACUAAGUAGUCAUCGUAGAGCUACCUGCUCCUUAUUGGCGUCUUGAAAGAAUUGGUUGGUGGGUUUCGCUCAAAGCAACUUUCUGCUUUUAUGACCAAAUAGAUUUGAAUGACUAACGCAAGAACAUGUCUCCAGUGUGUCUCUUUGUUGACACCCCCCCUGUCCACAAAUCCUUGUUUUAAUUUCCUUGGCAGUAUUGACUGAUUGACGGCAGAGGAAAGAUUUGACAGAGAAUUUAGCUCAGAAAAUGUGUGAGUUUAGGGGGGACCAUUAACCAAAUGAUUACAUUUCUUGUGCCUUUGUAACGUUAAACAGAAAGUAUUUAAAAAUUACUCUAAGCACCAGUAAGGUAUCACAUUCAAAAUGACCUCACAGGAUAUUCUAGUGUGUCAUGGUACUGGAUUGAUUUAAUUCCAGCUAAACGGUAUUGGGUUCCAACCCCGACCACACCAGCACCCCUUACCCCUAACCACUGACCCAUCAUCCUAGUGACAAGAAUUUAACCAUGUCACACUCAAUUGACACCAAUCCAGCCCAGAAAAAGUCCGGCCCAGCAUUAGGGUUUCUGAUUCCGUGUCAACUUCUGUUAUUCGUGUGUCGUAUGGAAGUACCGUCUUUUUGGAAUAAUUUCAUAUGUUUUUUAAUGAGUGUUUGUGGUAAGUUUACAGUGAGUGCAAGGGGAGUGUAGGUUAAGCGGUAAGCUGCCUCGCUCAAUGCAGUCACACAAUCCAGCCUGACAUUCCCAGAUCAGUUAGCAAAUGCCUAGUCCAGAACCCCUGAGACUUUUUUUUCUUCCAUUGGUGUUAUCAAGGCAGACGUAAAACCCUCUGGACACAAUUGGAUAGACAAUCAGAGCAACCACACACCAGAAGCAGCCAUCUUGGUUUUUAUAAAAAAUGCUCACAUAGGGAACUCCUCUGUACUGUUAUCGUAUAAAGGCUGCACCAUAAUCUACCGACCCCGGACGUUGACUGGUGGAAAUAUGUCUGAGUGGGGAGGGAGGCAGACGCAUACGCCAGGGCAAAUGAAACAUGAGCUUGCAGUUUGCUCUGGUUCCCAGGCUACUACAGAUGGCCUGCGGAGGUCAGAGCUUGGCGUAACUCAAGCAAUUGCUGGUCACUCUUUUCAAUCUAUUUCAAUCAAUCCUUUUUAUCCCUGGUUUGGGAACCCCACGCGCAAGCUAGAUGGUUACCGAGCCAGUUAGCUAGCCGGUUAGCUCCUCUGUCUCCCAAUCUGUUAAUAUGGUUGGUGGGACUGGGAAGCUAAGCUAGUCCCACUCUCCCAAACUACGGAGAAGAGAAUCUAUAGCCAGGACCUCCAUGGUACACUAGGGGGCAAGAGCCGUAGUUGGACUGACUCUGGAUCCCUGAAGAACGUCAUCAUCGCUGACUCUAAGGGCUGCAGCGCUCGGGAUUAGGAACUGACCUCUGCCCCAAGGGUUCGUGGGUAAAAUGCAACCAUGAGUGGAAGAAGAUGUUGAGAGCCCAAACAAUAUUCCUUGUUCACGGUGUCUUCUACCUUCUAUUUUCUUGUUCAUAUCCAAUGUUUGUGGCAAAUGUUUCUCAGAAUUACCACAAAGUAAUAUUUGGCUGAUUUUCUUGGUAUUGUUAGAGAUAUUGUAAAUUGAGGAUGUUUAAUUGCAUUUUGCUAAUUUGAAUUUUUACGUUUUGCCUUGUUUCUAUCUUUCAACAACUAUUUUGUAAUUCUUACUUGAAAUGCCAUUCUGCUGUGUCAUGAUGUCAAAGAAUAAAAAUACAAACAUA